CUCUCUCUCUCUCACUGUGUGAGUGUGUGUGUGUGAGAGAGAGUGAGAUUGUCCAUGUUCUUGCUACUGGUUCCUCUGAAACAUCUUUCAUCACAAUGGAGUAAAGAGCAACAGCUGGAUAUAACAACAUACACUGAUGAUGACGAAGAAGAAAAUGAAGAUGGUGUGAUGGAGUUCCCUCCUGAGAAGGGAUGAACUGUUAGACAGGAGAGAAGUUGGAGUUACUGAAACUAAUAAUCAGAUGAGUGCUGGAACUGUGGUGAUAUCAGGAGGAUUUUUAGCUGCUGUGAUUCUGCUGUGUAUCAUCACUGUGCUGUGUUACUGCAGACUGCAGCGUUAUUGUUGUGAGUGUGAUGUCUCAGAGUCGGUCGGUGUGCCGGUGUUGGACGCUCGUCCUCGUAUCUGUAGUGACGUGUGCAGUGUGGAUGGAGUCACCAGGACCCUGCUGCCGUUGACCUCUGGCCCCAGUGCCACCCACAGCUACUGUCUCACCUGCUCGCCGUACUAUCGCCAUGACGACGUGUGUAAUGCUAACAUGUGGCUCGCUAUUGCUCACGGAGAGCCGAGAGGCGUUACUGCACUUGGCACGGCGGCCAUGAUGAACUUCUAUACGAACACACACGCCAUCAGCACCGACGUCUGACCUCUGUACAUAAAGUUAUCAGUUUUAUUUUGCCAAUCUUCCACUUGAAAGAUUUCACUUUUACUCAAGAGGAGGCUCCCUAAGUAGGGAGUGUUUUAGGAUUUUAAUGUUUAUAACUGUUUAUAACAAGGGGUGGAGUUUAAGGUACUUUUGAUGAGCCAAUUGUAAACAUGAUCAUGUGACAUCCUUACAAUAGCUUUUGCUAGCAAGGUCAGUGCUAGCUAACUAGCUUGUAUAGUAGCACAUGUACUCUGUGUGUGUGUGUGUGUGUGUGUGUGUGUGUGUGUGUGUGUGUGUGUGUGUGUGAGUGUUACAUGUGCAGUAAUGAUAUAAAUCAUCUGUAAUAUAUUCAACACGUCUCACUGAUUGUCUCUCACAGUUAUUAAUACUAAACUCCAACCAUAAGAAAGAGCAUAUUAUGGCACUUCGUAUCUGUGUAUGGUCUCAACAGGAUCUGCAUCAGACAGAAAAGACACUUGAGAAAAAUAUGUAGUCUAUUAAAAUAAGUCAUAGCUAAUAAAAUGUUACACUCCAUCUCAUGAUGUACUCUCACAUUAGC
Molecule: messenger RNA, 1202 nt
Organism: Ictalurus punctatus (channel catfish)
Lineage: Eukaryota; Metazoa; Chordata; Actinopteri; Siluriformes; Ictaluridae
Gene: fam163aa
Product: family with sequence similarity 163 member Aa
Exons: 3
Coding region: 242-643 (133 amino acids)
Source: RefSeq, a predicted model, not a curated record